AUGACGACUGCGCUGGACCAACAAGCACCGGCGCCGGCGCUGGAAUCGUUCCACUCCGUCGAAACGAACGCCGCUUCCAUUACACCUCCAAACAGCGCCGACGGCAAGAAAAAUGUGUCUGAAGGAGUUCCCUCGGAAUUGUCCGACCUCGAUCUUGAUCACAAUGCGGCCGCAUCGGUGGAAGUUGUUGAAGAGGAUAUUGAGCCCGAUCAUUAUUACGAAGGAGGAAGGAUACCCGUGUUCAAACCGACUAUGGACCAAUUCCGCGACUUUCAAGCUUUCAUUCAAAAGAUUGACAAAUAUGGCAUGAAGUCCGGCAUCGUCAAAGUGAUCCCACCGCAAGAAUGGAGGGACGCUCUUCCGCCGCUCGAUGAAGCGGUCAAAAGCAUUCGAGUCAAGAACCCAAUUAUGCAGGAAUUCCACGGCGCUCACGGUACCUACACUCAGGCCAAUAUCGAAAAACAGCGAUCGUAUAACCUUCCCCAAUGGAAGGCUUUGUGCGACGACGGAAGCCAUCAACCCCCUGCGAGGCGAGGCGAGCGCCGACGUACUCAAGAGAAAGCCGCCCGUGCUCCUGUUGUCAAGACUCAGACUACGACUGCCCGUUCCGGUUCGCAGAAACGUGGUCCAGGUCGUCCGCCGAAACGAACCAGAGAAGUCAAAAUCAAAGACGAGUCUCCCGCUGAUGAUCGGUCCGAGAAAUCACGACUGGAGGGACCCCCAACACCAGUUUCUCCCGAAUCGAACCCAGUCGAAACAAAGACGGAAGAUCUCAGUGACGGAGAGGCGUUACCCGCCGCAAAACGCAGAGGCCGACAGCCAAAGUCCGUUUCUGCGCGAAGGAAGCACAAUCGAGGCGAAACGCUCGACCAGGUGGAUGAAGAAGCGUUCAAAGACUUUGACUACCGCAUACACGAUAACGACGAAUAUACCGCCGAAAGAUGCGACGAGCUGGAGACUGCAUACUGGAAAUCGCUCAUGUUCAACAACCCCAUGUACGGUGCGGAUAUGCCUGGCUCGCUGUUUGACGACUCAACCACUUCGUGGAACGUAGCAAAGCUUCCCAAUUUGCUCGAUGUGAUAGGACAAAAAGUCCCUGGUGUUAACACUGCCUACCUAUAUCUCGGCAUGUGGAAAGCAACGUUUGCUUGGCAUUUGGAAGACGUGGAUUUAUAUAGUAUCAACUAUAUUCAUUUUGGCGCUCCGAAACAAUGGUACAGCAUCUCUCAGGAAGAUGCACCCCGCUUUGAAGCAGCCAUGAAGAGCUUCUGGCCAAGUGACGCGAAGAAUUGCGAUCAGUUCCUUCGUCACAAGACAUACUUGGUCUCUCCCAGCAUUUUGAAGUCGCGGUUCGGCAUCACAGUGAACAAGGUCGUUCAUUAUGAAGGCGAGUUCAUGAUCACGUAUCCGUAUGGCUACCACUCUGGUUUCAACUUGGGUUACAACUGCGCCGAAUCGGUCAACUUUGCUACUGAACAGUGGCUGGACUAUGGCCGCAUUGCGAAAAAAUGUAACUGCGAGUCCGACAGUGUCUGGAUCGACAUUGGGGAUAUUGAGCGAAAGUUGCGAGGCGAGCCCACGCCUGAGUACUAUGAUGACGACGAGAUUGACAGUGAUUUGAGUGAUGAAGAUGGCGCUUCUGACCUGCUCACUCCUCCUCGUAGCGUGCCUGAAAAGUCAACUCGCGGUAGGAAGCGCAAGCUUGAAGGCGAUGAACCCCGCUCGAAGCGCGCUCGUAUGCAGAAUCAUACUAUUCGCAAGAUCCCUUGUGUUCUAUGUCCGAAUGACAUGGACUAUGAAGAUCUGUUACCAACGGAGGAUGGCAAGUCCCAUGCACACCGACGUUGUGCGACGUACAUUGAAGAAACAUCAAUCCUGCGCGAUGACUCUGGACGGGAAGUUGUCUGCGAUAUCGACAAGAUCCCCAAAGCGCGCAUGGGUCUUAAAUGUCUGUUCUGCCGCGAAGUGCGGGGAGCCUGCUUUCAGUGCAAUUUCGGGAAAUGUACGCGGGCGUACCACCCCACUUGCGCCCUUCUGGCUGGAGUUCAGGUCGAGUUUGGAUCGAUUCUGGUCAUCGCAGAUAGUGGCCAGCAGUACUAUGUACCUAGCGUUGACCUGAAAUGUAAAUACCACCGACAGAAGCGACUCGGCCCGUCGGAGACGCCUGAUGAAGACCGCAAGGUGCUCCAGGCUGCCAGUCGGCUGUCGAUGGGCGAUUUGCUGCAGUUCCAGGCCGACAAAGAAAUCAACGGAGCCGUUGUACUGGAAAACCGGCCCAUUGAGCGAAUGUUGAAGCUCAAGGUGCUGCCCCGCGGCGAUGUGAUCGAGUUGCCGUAUCGCUGGAUUCUGGUGGUCCGCAAGACCAAUUUCGCACCACUGCCACCAGGAACGCAGCCGUUGCCUGCUCAUCUGGUGCGAAAGGCUGAAACCCAUCGCGAUCUGUCCAACACGGUGCCUCAACCGGGGACACCUUUCUUCGAUGCCAACGCACCAUUCCAGUGGGCGGAAUUCGAAACGGCGUCGCUCCCAGCAGACGCAAUCCGCGUGCGAGUCGACAUUGCAGGCAACAAGCCCGAGCAGAUCUGGUAUUAUCUGGGAGAAACGUCGACGGAAUGUAGGGCACAAUUCACACACAACCCUAGUGUAACGGUCCACAACGCGCGGUCGAAUUUCUUGGAGAUGAUGAAGCCGUUGCCAGUUAGCGCGUUGUCCGCGGGCCGAUUUCGCCAGCCCCCUUCUUUGCCGCAGACUCCUCAGAGUGCAAGGUCAAACCCCCACCACCUCACUGCCCCUCCAAACACAACGCUUCCCAGUUCUUCUUCGUCAUUGCAGCGUCGCUCCCCAAACACUGCAAUGACUCCUGCCUACCGACACCUUCCACCCCAGCACCACCUCAACCUCUCUCAUUUUAAUCAUGCUGCUGCCAAUGUCACGUCCAUCUACGCUGCUGCCAAUGCUGCCGUCCGCCCCAAUCCCUACGCCGCCUUUCCGAAACCCCAGCCCGAUCCGCCAGCGAAUACUUUUGCCAAUGUGCGGGAGUUGAUUGCUCGUCGCCGCCUGGCGCAAAUGACCGACCAUGCAAAUGUCCUCGCCGGGUACAAAAUCGUCUCGUCGGAGCUGGUCGUUGAGACUCUUUUGGGCCCGAUGGGCUCUGUACCGCCCGAUAAUGGCAUGGAAAAAUUAGAAUUGGCCAUGGCGCAGCAACGUGUCCAGCCCCGAGCCUUGGAUGGCUCCUUGCUGCCCCUUCAACCACUCAACAUGCGAUCGGAAGAAGUCACCACUUUGCUUCGAAUGCUACGGUUUUCCGUCGUCACUUAUCGCGACCGGCUCGAUGUAAUUGUCAAAAAAGAGCCCGACUAUAUAAAACAAGAGCCGUUCGAUCGGCCCAACUACGGUCGGGUGGCUGGGAGGUUCGCGUACCUGGAACAACAAGCCGCCCAAACACCCGCUGUUUACAAAUCACCGUACGAGUCGCCGUUUGGAGUUGCUGAAUGGGCCAAGAAGGAAUACAAUCUUGUGGAGGAGGAACCCUUUUCGAAACCGUCGCUGGCCAACGAUUAUUUCGCGUCGCUGUCGCCUGCCGACCAGGAAAAGAUUGUCAAGGCUUGUGGCAGCUGGGUACAGGAACGGAUCGUGGAAAGGGCUCCAAGUCACAGUCGACAGAGUUCAACGUCGAAUUUUCGCUUGUCGGCGGCCCUCGCCCAACAGAAUCACAGCAAUAAUAACAACCCGACCAUCGACAUUACGGCAGUUGAUGAUCUUCCGAUGAAUGGGAUGGAUCGGAUGGAUCGAUUAGACCGGUUAGAUUUUCCAUUACAUGCAGACUCGCCGACGUCGAGUUUCAGUCGUCCUCAUCUGGUCGGGUUUCCAUCACCGCACGACUUUAACAGCCAUGGUGAUCAUGAGUCAUCUAUUGUCCCUCGACAUCUGUCUGACCAUCACGAUCUCUUUGGGGAUCAACAAGCCAAUACUCGAUUCUGGCAACAUGGACCUUGGGGUCCAGGCGGUGAUGGGACGACGCCGAUAGAAGAGAAUCGGCCAUUCUUUGGGCCUCACGAGCGACUAAAACAUGACUACGCCUCGUCUGAACUUUCUUUAGGUCGCGGGCCGAGUUCAUUGCAUUCAGUUGACAUGGCUGGAUUUGGGAUGGACACGACAGAGGAUCUCUGUGAAAUCCUGAGUCCUUGA
This is a messenger RNA of Talaromyces marneffei, 4188 nucleotides long. RefSeq lists its product as uncharacterized. Gene Ontology annotation, cellular component: nucleus. The coding region runs from base 1 to 4188 and encodes 1395 amino acids. The transcript has 3 exons. The record is from RefSeq and is a predicted model, not a curated record. Gene Ontology annotation, biological process: chromatin remodeling. NCBI's taxonomy places the organism in Eukaryota, Fungi, Ascomycota, Eurotiomycetes, Eurotiales, Trichocomaceae. Gene Ontology annotation, molecular function: histone H3K36 demethylase activity; histone H3K9 demethylase activity.